UUGUGGCCACGCCUUUUCUUCUUCUUUUUCUUCUUCUUUCGGAUCAUUAAGCUUGGCUGUUGGGAUAUUCUCUACGUGAAGAAAGAGAUUAUUUUUUGCAUUCGUCAUGACGCCUCCCGAGCGCCCGCGCGGCCAGGAGCAUAUCCCGGACUACCCAAAGGCCUGGAUAUGGAUGCGCGUAUUCCAGAUCGUCACCAGUCUCGUCGUUCUCUUCCUCUCCAUCCAUGCCUUGGAAGAAUUCCACGUCCCGACCGGCCUUCAGGUCGUCAUGAUUGUCAUAUCUGCUUCCACCGUUGGCGUCUCUAUCCUGCUCAUCAUCGCCCAAUUCGCUUCUCCCCGAAUCUUCAGAUACUGGACGCCUCUCAUUUCUGACUGCGCAGUCUUUGUUGCCUGGGCCGUCUCUGCUCCGCUCUUGAUUGAACAGGUAUCUGAUCUCGUGGCCAAGCGAGGCACUGUCCAUGGGAGUGGCCAUAAUCCUGUUGGGCACCGACAUGAUGGCUCGAAUCCCAUCCCGACGAACCACGUCGAUACCCUUUAUGCUAUAGGCGCUAUGGGAUGUCUAGAGAUUGGUCUCUUCUUUUUGUCCUGGGUCGUUGACUCCAUUGUCAUUGACCGCCACCGCAAAGCUGGCCUCCCUUGCAAGCCACUCAAAAAAAGGGGUUCCAUCGCCGAGGUAUCCCAAACCAGAUCAAUGAAAGUUUCGCCCCCCAUGAAGCCUCGAACCAAGAAACCACGUAGGGGGUUGAGCGCAAUAUUCGGCUUCGGGUCAGACGGUGGUGCGGGAGGAGGCGGAGGAGGAUACGAUGGUGGAUGUGAUGGCGGCUGAUGUGGUUGAUCAUCUCGCUACUGGUGAGACACGCGGGUUGUUCAUGGCGUCGAAUAAGCAAAUGGCUGAUUAAUAGGGUUCCAAAGCUCCAAAUUGGCAUUCGGGUGAGCUGAGAUUGAGACGAUCAAGCAGUAUGGGCACCUACUUACACAUACUAAGCUUCACGUACUCUGUCAUCUAGCAUUUUUAGUAAAAGCAAAUUAACUGAUU
Molecule: messenger RNA, 1036 nt
Organism: Trichoderma harzianum CBS 226.95
Lineage: Eukaryota; Fungi; Ascomycota; Sordariomycetes; Hypocreales; Hypocreaceae
Exons: 3
Coding region: 107-826 (239 amino acids)
Source: RefSeq, a predicted model, not a curated record